This is a messenger RNA of Spodoptera frugiperda (fall armyworm), 1776 nucleotides long. RefSeq lists its product as uncharacterized. Bases 84 to 1073 code for a protein of 329 amino acids. Gene Ontology annotation, molecular function: phosphatidylinositol bisphosphate binding. The record is from RefSeq and is a predicted model, not a curated record. The transcript has 6 exons. Gene Ontology annotation, cellular component: membrane. Lineage: Eukaryota; Metazoa; Arthropoda; Insecta; Lepidoptera; Noctuidae.
GGUCAAGGUAUCUGCAAGGAAGACCGCGUCUGACUCAGUCAGUAUAGUGCCAACGGCCAUUGCUGACUGACACUGGUUCAAGGAUGUCACCAGCAGCGUCGUUCGCUCAACGAUGGGCUCGUGACAACCUGACCAGAGAGGCGUCUCCGGAAGAGCUGGUAGUCCUGGGCCUCUUCCCCAUUACCUGUGAGGGAAAUGAGGCUGAAGCUGCGAAGAGGGCGAGGAGGUACUACACUGCUAGAGGACCUGGAGGACUGACAGAGUUGUGGCACAAGAGGCACCCUGAUGAUGAAGAGAUUCUGUCUAGCUGUCAAGAUGUAUACAUAGUUCCACUGCGAUCUCGUAGCCUGGGAGGAAGACGAGUCACCCUGGUCAGAUUGCCAGCACACACAGCUUUGGACAGACCGAUCUCAGCCAAGGCGUUGCUGUCCAGAUGGCUCAUGAUAUUGGAUAUCAGACUCCGUGAAGAUCCAACUCCUGGCGAGGAGGUGAUCUUCAUCGACGUAGCUGAUCUCCAGCCGGCACACAUCAAGAGCCACUUCAGAGGCACAUACUGGAAAGACUUCGUAUGGUGUAUGAAGACUGCUUACCCGCUCCGCAUCGCAGAGGUCCACGUCAUCAAUACUCAGCGUUUGAAGACCAUGUCUCUUCUCUUACUUCACAUAGGGUUAUACCCUUGGAGACGUAAAGUGGUGCAGCUCCAUGGUAGUUCGGAUAGCAUUGAGGACGCCUUGGGUUCAGACCGGUUGGCGGUUGAAUCUCUACCGUAUGAAUAUGGUGGGAGGGCUGGACUUAUGAAGGAUUUGAAUGACGAAUGGACAAAGAAACUACUAUCAAAUUCAAAAUGGCUGCAGAAAGAAGAACGCAAAUUCUACGACACAGAUCUCAAGCCUGAGGGGCGCGCGCGCACCCGACAUCGAAGCGCAGUGCGAACGCUGCGCGGGAGCAAUGGAUCCUAUGACAUGGUCACGCGCACACACUCGUGCAGAUCUUUGCACCGACAUGACGACCUUGAUGAGGGGACCCAUGGUGCCUAUAGGACAUUGAAAGUUACUAGUGAUAGGGUUGUGUGAUUUUUGUUUGAAGAUCCUGAGAUCCUGGUGUGAUGUGAUAGGUUUUUAAGUGUUUAUUGUGCUAAAUACUAUAAUUGUCUUGUAACAACUAUUAUGGUGUUUUUCCAACAGAGAUAUACUAUGUAGCUAUGCUACGAAGAUGUAAUAACUGAGCUGUGAAACUAUGUGACCGUUUCCACUGAUGCUGCUAAGCUAUGUAGCAGAGCGAGGAAGAUACGAUGCUCGAGUAUGCGAUGUAUCGAUAACGAACCGCAAAACCAUCUAUAGCACGCAUAUUUCCAUAUAAAAAACAUAACUUAGCUGAGUCUGUUUCCACCAAUGCUACUAAUGAAUAAAUAUCAUUGGUGGAAGUCAAACGCAUCCACAGCAACGUAGAAUAUCACAUAUCUGGUGGAAAAGCACACCUAUUCUCAUAAAUUUGACUUCUGACAAACAAAAGCAAAAGCUUCAUGUACAUACCUUUUCUAUUCGCCUACUGCCUUGUAUAUUAUGUUUUUGGUAUAAUACGAGAUUAUUUUAUUGUUUACAUUUUAUGUUUGAAAACAUAUUUCUGAUAUACCUAGAUACUGAGAUUUCUUAAUGUUAAUAAUAAAACCAUACUUUUGUACCUUGUCAUGCAAUUCUAAUUUAUACCUUGUCUACAUUAUUUUUUUACAACAUUUCUAUUAAUUCUCUUUAAUAUUAUAGCUUUUAUCAAACCUUG